This is a messenger RNA of Sphaerulina musiva SO2202, 3510 nucleotides long. RefSeq names its product S1-P1_nuclease-domain-containing protein. The record is from RefSeq and is a predicted model, not a curated record. The transcript has 2 exons. Gene Ontology annotation, biological process: DNA catabolic process. Gene Ontology annotation, molecular function: endonuclease activity; nucleic acid binding. Bases 2095 to 3180 code for a protein of 361 amino acids. NCBI's taxonomy places the organism in Eukaryota, Fungi, Ascomycota, Dothideomycetes, Mycosphaerellales, Mycosphaerellaceae.
CUCGUCACCCUCCUCUACCGCGGCCCUGGACGAUUCUAACAGAGAGAGCCUGUUCGCGCGAUUCGAGAAGCACAUCAUGAGCGAAGUCACCUUCGCCAAGUCGUUCCUGGCCACUAUCGACAAGCGAGCCAUCAAGCUCUCGGCCGACCAUGUCAGCGACCCAAGAAAGUACCCCAGCCAAAGUCCCUUCAUUCUGCCCAAGCAGACACAUCCGUUCCCGCGCAAGACGGGCCCCACCUCGACACAGCAGGCUCAGGCGAAGGCUAUCACUGCCACACUAAAGCCUAUGAAGACUGGCGAGACUGUCACGCUAUCGGGCAUUGCUUUGGACUCGACAAUCUAUGAGAUAAAGUCACAGUAUGCCCAGCAAACGAGUCUGUCGCAGGAUAAGAUCAAGCUGUUGCUCAAUAAGAAGCCGACAGCAGAUUUGAAAACACUCAAGGAUCUCGGAGUGGACAGUGAUGUCGAGUUCAGUGUAAUGGUCAUGGGUGGGGGUGUCCCAACUCCUCGAGCACAGAGUCCGGCUGUGAGCGCUCCGAGCAGUGCGUUCGCACCUCCCCCUGUGCCAGCUCCUACAGAAUCAAGAGGCGAUCCCAUGGACGUCGACAAUAAAACUGGCGCGCCGGACAGUGAAGCUGCAGCGAACGAAGCAGCGGAAAAGGAAACGAGCGCGAAUAGUUCUGCGGAGAUACUGAAGACAGAUGAAUUCUGGACGGACCUGAAGGGCUUCCUGUCGCAGCGCUUGCGAGACGAGAAAGAAGGAGAGCGUCUAGCUACACUCUUUCGGGAAGUGAGCAGAAAGAAGUAGUACUCUGACCUCAGCUCCUGGUGGACAUUCAGGCGGACCCGCAAUGAAUAAGGUCGAGGGCUUACUGAAGACUGGCUAAUCUGCUUGGCUCGAGGACAACUUUUCAUGUCUCUGCGCGGUAUCGAUGUUGAAGCGCUGUCGCUCUGCUGCUGUCAUCACAGUCCACUAGAUUUGUGGGUCUGAAUUGCUCUAGGGCCGUUGCGAGUAGCUUCGAAAGAUUUCGCCUACAUGCAUCUGGACGCAGCAUUCUCAGCUUCAUCUCCAUAACCGAGCCGACGAAGAUGUCGACAUUCAAAUGUUGACCGCUAAUUGUGAUGUGGCCACAAUGGGUCAUCAGCGAUGGACGGCAACCCACUUCCGAAGAACCUGCUUAAAGCAGACGAUAAACCGGACCUGCGGGACGAUCAACCGCACAAGACAUAUACGAAUGAGAUAGGCAGCUACUGGUGUGCCAGCAAUGUUCUCAGCAUCAGGUAGGAACUUCAAGUAAUUGUGCGGCAGCUCCUGGUCAUCUCUGUCGACGAUGCAGGCACUAACCAUUGCGUGCCAUGCCUAGACGCGCCACGAAGCAUGAUUCCCAUGAAGAGUUUCCGACUCCACAUCACGGCCUUCUGUCUCUCUUCGUGGGUCCCAGAUGUCCAAUGUUAUUGUUUUUUCAUUUGACCUCGAUAGCUACGAAGGCUUCACAAUUCCUGUAGGAGUCCUAUCGCACCGCCGCUUCGAUACAUGCUCGUCAUGGAAGCCUUGUAUUACCUAUUCAAUUUUAGGAGAGCGGAACAUUCGCGUCUUUCAAAGGCUUGAAAUCAUCUGAGGUCGGGCAGCCUGGGAGAGAGAGCGUAAAGAGAGCGUGCGACAUAUUUGAACACACUGACUUCACUUGGAUGUUGCUGUGAUGUUAGCGAUUGUUCCAACACGUGCUCCAUCGCCACUAAGGCAGCCACCUGCAUCGUCCAUCGGAGAAAGGCUGGGUCAUCCAUCACUGCACGACCAAAAGGGAAGAAACGCCGCGUUCCACUACCACAUCGCCAAUGGCGGACCAAUGAUUGGCUCAAACAGCCGCUUGGCAACAGGGUUCACUUUCAACCUCGUCCUCAAACAGUGCCAGGCACCGUACCUGCAGAAGGGACAAGCAGAUAAUGUAGUGCGCAUGAGAUAGGCUAUCGCCUGAGACCGCAGGACAAGUGCCUUUAAUAUAUCUGCAGCCUUUCCAUCUUUCGCCACCGUACUUGGUUUGAUAUUCUGUCAGACGUCAGACAUUCUCACCAUCUCACUCUUUCAGCUCCAGCAUGAUGAAGUCCUAUGGGAAUGGGCUCCUCGCCGCCACAUUCGCAGCGCGGGCGUACGCUUGGGGAUCUCUCGGUCAUCAAACCGUAGCCUACCUCGCCCAACACUACGUCUCCAACCACACCGCCCAAUGGGCCCAAGCCAUUCUCAACGACACAUCCGCCUCCUACCUCGCCAACAUCGCCACCUGGGCCGACAGCUACCGCUACACGGCCGAAGGAGAAUUCUCGGCAGGAUUCCACUACAUCGACGCCCUCGACAACCCUCCCGAAUCCUGCAACGUCGAUUUCGAACGCGACUGUGCCUCUUCUGGCUGCAUCGUCAGCGCCAUUGCCAAUUACACUCAACGCGUCCAAAACCCUUCUCGCGAGCUAGAUGCCUUACAAGUCAACUACGCCCUGCGAUGGAUCGUGCAUUUCGUCGGAGACAUUUCCCAACCUCUUCACAACGAAGGUCUGGAACAAGGCGGCAACGGCAUCAAAGUCACUUUUGCCAACGAAUCCACCAACAUUCAUUCCGUCUGGGAUACUGCCAUUCCGGAGGAAUUCCGCGAUAUCCCUUCCAAUACUACCAGUACUCUGUCCGAAGCAUCCGCCUGGGCAAGUGAUCUCGUUGCAGAUAUUGAUGACGGAUGUUACACCCCCCUGGCUGCAUCGUGGCUUCAAGGAAUCGAUAUUUCCCAACCCCUCGACACAGCCAUGGUCUGGGCGCGAGAUUCCAAUUCGUAUAUUUGUUCCGUCGUGUUUCCCAACGGUCCCGAGACGUAUAAUGGCACCGAGUUGUUUCCCGAGUAUUAUUCCUCUGCGGCUUCUACGGUGGAAUUGCAGAUUGCAAAGGCGGGGUAUCGGCUCGCGGCGUUUUUGGAUGGGAUUGCCGCGGGCGAGAAGAAGGUGGGGACGUAUUGGGGAGGUCUAGGUACUUCUGCGAAUGAUGUGGUGAGGAGGGAGAGGGAGAGACAUGUCGAAGUCAAGAAGAGGGAUUUGAGUGGGAGGGAUUUGUUACCGAAGCGGAGUGGCAUGACGAGGAUGGAGAGGGAGAGGUUGGCGGAGAGGAACGAUUUGGGUUGUGGAUGUACGCAUAAGCAUUAGUUUGGCGGCAACCAGUUUAUUUUUGCUUGCUUGUUGUAGGGUAUGUAUCUAUCUAUCUACUUGGGUGGAUAGCUCCUCGCUAUCAGUCAGCCUGUCAUUGUUUUUCUGUUCGUAUACGACCAAGCCAUCAGGAAGCCCACCUAAGGUAGGUGUAGAUACUCGGGCACUUAUACGCUUUGCUUCUUUUGGAUCAUGUCUAUCUGCCGCUUUCCUUCCCAUUGCACUCUUUUGGGACUGAUAUAGCUGUCUUGUCACUCUGCUGCAAUUACAGCAAUAUGCCCGCGAAAUUCGCAGUCCACUCGGCCAUACAUACUCAGCCCUCUCUCUACC